This is a messenger RNA of Anoplopoma fimbria (sablefish), 5172 nucleotides long. RefSeq names its product hemicentin-1-like. The record is from RefSeq and is a predicted model, not a curated record. Gene Ontology annotation, biological process: cell adhesion. Gene Ontology annotation, molecular function: integrin binding. The transcript is spliced from 22 exons. NCBI's taxonomy places the organism in Eukaryota, Metazoa, Chordata, Actinopteri, Perciformes, Anoplopomatidae. Bases 75 to 4790 code for a protein of 1571 amino acids.
UACAGACAGACUGCAUCUCCAGAAGAGAAACCGAGCGGAUCUGGAAUAAACGACAGAAGAGACGUUCAAAUCAAAUGAGUGAAAGCACAGCGUUCAUCCGACUCCUCGUGGGGCUCCUGCUCACUGCGACAGGUGUUCACGCCUCCUGUCCCCUCGAGCUGAGCCCCCCCAGUGUCGUGGUCAGAUAUGGAGACUCGGUCUCAAUCAACUGCACCACAUCGGAGACGGCGAUUCAAGGAAUGGGCUGGGAGGCAUCAAAAGGAGGCACGGGUCUAGAGCAUGUCACCCAUCUGAACUGGACCGUGGCGAACCUCACUGCAUGGGAUACCUCCAUCUUAUGCUUCGUCAACCUACUAGACGGCAGUCAAUGCACCAAGAAUCCGACCGUUGUACUUUACACAUUCCCAGAAACCAUCAGGAUCAAGUCCAGCAGCGGUCCACAUGGUGUGAUGCAUGAAGGGAGGAUAUAUAACUUCACCUGUGACAUCUAUAAUAUAGCACCUGUUGGAAAUCUCACCGUUAGGUGGUUCAAAGGAGAUGCAAUGGUGAAGGAAAAAACUUUUGACAAUACCAGUAAGAAACCAGUGAAUAUAUCGCCUGUAUUCAGCUUCACACCGACCAGACAAGACAACGGAGUCUCGCUCAGAUGUGAGGCACAUCUGGACCUGCUGCCAGAAGGACCUCGACUUAAUGCAUCUUCACAAGAGUUUAAUAUAACAGUUAACUUUGGACCAGAUACCGAUUGUUUUUUAGAAUAUGAACUGGGGUUAAAAGAAGGAGCAACAUUGGAGAGUGGAUGCCAUGUGAAAGGACGUCCCACCCCCAACGUCAGCUGGAUGAAAGAUGACCGGCCCUUCGACCCGACCGUCCCUCUCAGCAGGGCGGAUGCAGGCUGGUACCACAUUAAGGCUGAGGGCGCCACCAUCAUCGAGAAAAAAUUGUUCGUUCCUGUAAUGUAUGGACCAGAGCUAAAUUGUCCUAGCCUGUACACAGCAGUGGAGAACGUUCCUCACAACUUCUCCUGCACUGUGGGGGGCUAUCCACAACCCAAAAUCAUCUGGUACAAAGACGGCGAGGAGGUGGUACUUCCAAACAACCUAACAAGAGGAGAUUCAGGACAGUACUUGAUCACUGCUACAAGCAAUGUGUCAAGCGACAACCUCACAGUGAACAUCACUGUCAAAUACCCUCCAUCACAGAUUGUUGAGCUGGAGGACUCUGAAGUUGACGUUGGUUCUACCGUGUGGCUGAAGUGCCACUCCACGGGGAACCCACGACCACAAUACUCAUGGGAUUAUUACGAGACCACCAAUGUGAUGGUGGAGAAUGAAGAUGGAGUGUCCCGUUUGCACAUCCAGAAUGCCACUGCAUACAACACGGGCUCCUACACGUGUCACGCCUCGAACAACAGAGGAAAUGUCUCUAAAACAGUCAGAGUCACGGUGAAAGGUGCCAGGCCAGAAUGUCCAAUCAAGAUAACGCCAGACCGGAUGGUGGUGCAAUACCAAGAGAGAGGCCAGCAGCAAGCGACAUGCAAACCAACAUCCGCAGACUCCACACAUGUCACUGAAAUAUACUGGGAGGUGCAGGGCGAAAGAACCAACAGCAAGAUUUGGUUUGCUGACACGGAUAAAGACUGGGACCCACAGCCUGUUUGCAAUGUGACGUUCAAUGUAAUAGGACCAUGCCAGAAGCAUUUAGACUUCACCCUCUACAAAAAACCAGACAGCGUCUCCAUCCGUCAUGUGGAUGCUUUGAGCUCAGUGGUGGAGGAGGGGGAGUUCCAGCUGCAGUGUGACAUCACCAGCGUUGCUCCGGCAAGAAACGUCACUGUGCAUUGGUACAGAGGGGAUGAAACCCUCGAGCCGCUGAGCAAAGGCUCGCUGCAAGUGACCGGCUGCCUGUCUGACAACGACACAGACUGUGACCCGAGUGUCGUCCGAUCCCCGCUGAACGUGUCGUCCACCAUCAGCAUCACUCUGAACAGAAGAGACAACGGCACAGAGUUCAGAUGUGAGGCUCAGCUGAAUCUGGGACCCGGAGGACCGCAGCCUGCUCCGAGCAUGACAUCCAGUCCUCUCAACAUCAGCGUCUACUAUAAGCCCGUCAUUAAUACCACGAAGCUUCCAAAGGAGAUCCCGGUGUUCAGCGGUUAUCCUGAGGUGCUGGUCUGUGAGGCCGACGGUCACCCGCCUCCAAAGAUCAAGUGGUUCUACAGCUUAGACAAAGAGCCCCAUCUGUCUGGAAACACGCUCACUGUGUCCGAGGCCGGCGUCUACAACUGCAGCGCCACCAAUGAGGUUGCUUCUGUCUACUAUGAGGUCAAAGUGAUUUUAAAAGAGGACUACCUCCCCCUCAUAGCUGGAUUCGUGGCGGUCACAGUCGUUGCCAUCUCCGUCGUCUUCAUCUUCUUCUACUCGAUCUACUACAAGAACACCAAGAUGCGCCGUUACAGUCUUAAAAACGCCAAACUGGACACCCACAACAGCAACGUAGCCCAUAACGGCUGGGACAUGCAGUUCCCAAUGACCAAACUUCACACUAACAGGAAGCGCUCCACGUCUGGCCUCUCCCAAGAAGUAGAGCAGGAGGUGCGCGUGGACGCAGAAUUGGAGAAAAGUUUAUUAGCUGGACUUUGUUUUGUUAUUCCCACUUCAGUCAUACAGGUGUUUUCUUAUUGGCAGCCUGUUGAAAUCAUGAGGUGGUUCUUCAUACUGACCGGGGUUAUAGCUUUUACAGGAAAGCCUGUGGACUCUUCCUGUCCCGUCCAGCUGAGCCCUCCCAGAGUUGUGGUGAGAUUUGGAGACUCCUUGUCGAUAAACUGCAGCUCAACAUCGGACCAGAUAGUCUUCAUGGGCUUGGAGUCCAUGUACGGCAGCACAAAGAGUGAAAAUGACUCCUUUGUUGUCUUAGAAAUAGCCUCUGUGAGACACUGGGACCUCGAACCUAUCUGCUACAUCAACCAGAAACAUGUGGAACAGUGUUUAGUAACCCUACCGGUCACCGUUUACAAAACGCCAGACAGUGUGUCCAUCUCUCAGCCAAGUGUACCGGGCCCCAUGUUAGAGGGCCAAAAGUACCGCAUGCAGUGUGACAUUGCUAAUGUUGCACCAGUAAGAAAUGUCUCCGUCCACUGGUACAAAGGAGAUAAACUGGUCCACACGGAGAGGCUUGACGGGUCCAGUCAGUCUCCAGUCAACACGACGUCCGUCUUCAAUCUGACGGCCCAAAGAGGUGAUGACCAAACUCAGAUCUGGUGUAAAGCACAGCUGAACUUCUGGGGAACAGUACCAAAAGUGCCCUCGGUCAAGUCGGAGUCACAUGACCUGAUUGUACUGUACUCGCCAACCUUCCUGGAGCCCAAAAAUGAGACGAUAGAGCUCUCUGCUGGCAGUAAAUUAAUUUUAAGAUGCGACGCUAAAGGAAACCCAACGCCGGGAUACAGCUGGGACUGCGCACACCCCAUACAACAGACCGCUGCUCUAAAUGAGACUCAGUCCAUUUUGGCCCCGUCCAUAGAGCUUUCCGGGACCUAUAAGUGCACAGCGUCAAACAGCCAGGGCUCCAAGACCAAAUACUUCACUGUCACCGAAGCUAAACGGAACCGCACCACCUUGGCAGCCUUGGUUGGAGGAUUUGCGUUCCUGGGAGUCGCGCUCAUGGUUGCCGGUCUGUUUUUUGUGACCCCUGAUGGCACGUUUUCUUUCAGCAAAGGCGGCUAUCUCAUGGGACGGCCCGUCUCGUCUGGACCCUCAGCUGGGAUGAAGGGGGCCCUUUUGUUCCAACAUAGUUCCCUGCAGAGUUGCCAAGCUUGUUCAAGUUGGGAUUCUCUCUCUCUCUCUCUCCUCCAUCGACGGCUCAGUGCAGAAAAUAACAUGGGAAACAACUUUCUCAAAUGGAGCCUGACCCUUUGCAUGUUUUACUCUGUGUCAGGUGAAGGCUGCUCCCUCAUCCUCAAGCCCUCCCGGGUGGUGGUGGGCUUCGGGGAGCCGGUGUCGGUCAGCUGUGAGGCCGCCCGCCCGGUUCGUGUCCUCGGCUGGGAAUCGGCCAUCAGUGCGGCUCACACCCAGCAGGAGCUGUCGGUGCAGUGGAAGGUGGACAGCCUCAUCGACUGGAUCGAGGAGCCCAUCUGUUACGGGGUGUUCUUCACGGCUCCCAGACAGUGUGAGGAGAAACUCAACCUGGUCCUCUACAAGACCCCAGAUAGCGUCUCCAUCCGGCCUGUGAACCACAGCGGCCCCAUGGUGGCGGGGAAAGAGUACCAGCUUCUCUGCGAGGUUCAGAACAUUGCUCCGGUCCAGUACCUCACCCUGAGGUGGUACAAGGGCCAGACCGAGGUUUACAACCACUCCUUCUCCGAUCUCACAUCUUCCUCGCCUGUCCAAGUGUCCUCCGUCCUCAUGGUCACACCGACCAAAGCCGAGAACGGAGCACAGUACAGGUGCGUAGCGGAGCUGGAGCUCGGACCAGAGGGACCACGACCUCCUCCCUCUGUGACCUCGGAGCCUCUUAAUGCCUCCGUGUACUUUCCCCCGACGUUCCUCAGUCCAGAUCCAGAGGUUUUGGACCUUGUUGUGGGCGCUGAAAUGACCUUGGACUGCACAGCCACGGGAAACCCCACACCUGUAUACAGCUGGCAAUCCUCCCAUCCCACUGAGGAGAGGAUGGAGGAUGAGGCAGCUCUCACCUCCGCCUCACUGCUCCCAGGGACCUACAUCUGCACUGCCUCCAACACGCUGGAGAAGAAGAGCAAGCAGUUCAUUGUCAAAGCCAAGACCAAAGGUGUUUGAAACCAGACAAACCAGACAUCUUGAGACUGGAUCAGAUGACCACAUUGGACACACGAGGAGAUUCUAACUAAGCGGAUUUUACUGCUGCAGCUUUGGAGAUGGAAAUGACAAUGCAUCCAUGACUCAACAGAUAUUUAUGAGGAUCUUGCUAUCAGACAGAAUUAGAUGUCUUUUAAAAAAUAUAUAUAUAUUUGAAUAUACUAUGUUUGGUAACUGUCAUUUAAUUUGUCAGUAUUUAACAUGUUUUUUGUGAGAUAGAUUGGUCAUAUAGUUUAUGUGAUAUCAUGUCCCUAGUUUAUAUUUUUCUAGAAUUAUUUUCAUAUUAAUGAAAUUAUCUUGUAACAUUAAGGUAUCUACUCUUGAUAUAGCAAUGAUGACUACA